AUGGUAGUCCAUGCCCGUCGUAAGAGGCGACCAAAAUGGACAUAUGGAAGGCAACGGAAAACCACCAUAUUAAUAUCCCAAGUAACAGCAAUCAACAUGACAGCUUCUCAAGUAAAAUAUUCCGGAGGUAAAAUAGUCCCCCAUUCGGAUCUCCGGGUGGGGACUACGAGAGGAGAAAGAAAUGUUAAAGAAUAUAAGGAAUACAAAUUCAUAGCAACUUGGAACGUAAGAACGUUAUUACAGUGUGGAAAGUUGGAAAACCUGAAAAUGGAAAUGAACAAGAUGAAAAUUGAUAUCCUUGGAAUAUCAGAAAUAAGAUGGCCGAACCCAGGAGACUUCUGGAGCGGAGACUACAGAAUAAUACAUACGGGAACAGCAGAGAAGAGACCAGGUAUAGGAGGAGUAGGGCUGAUAGUGAAUAAAACCCUAGGCGAAAAAGUUAAAGGCUACAUACAAUACAAUGAGAGAAUCAUACUAGUCAGAUUUCAGACGAAACCAAAGGAUACAAUAGUAGCUCAGGUGUAUAUGCCAACAACAAAUAGUAGCGAGGAAGAGUUAGAAGAAGUAUAUGAAAAUUUAGACAAAUUAAUAGAAAGUGUCAAGGGGGAGGAAAAUCUGAUAGUAAUGGGUGACUGGAAUGCCAUUGUUGGGGAAGAAAAAGUAAGAAAUAUAACAGGUGACUAUGGUUUAGGAAACCGGAACGAUAGAGGGGAUCGAUUACUAGAAUUCUGUGCAAAACACAAAUUAAUAAUCACAAACACUUGUUUUAACCAUCAUAAGAGAAGGAGAUACACCUGGAAAAUGCCUGGAGACAUUAAUAGGUACCAAAUUGAUUACAUCAUGGUAAAAAAUAGAUUUAGGAAUCAAGUAAAAGAAAGCAGAAGUUACCCAGGUGCGGACAUAAAUAACGACCACAAUCUUGUUAUGAUGAAGUGUAAUCUCAAAUUCAAAAAAAUAACGUGUAAGAAGAAAUUGGUACAAUGGCAAGUUAAAAACCUAAAAGAUGAAAAAUCAAGGAAACAAUACAGUGAAUGCACAAAUGAGGUGACUAUAGAAGAUCCCCUGGAACCACAAAACAUCGAAGAAAGAUGGCAGAACUUGAAACAGACAAUCACAAAAAUAGCAGUAAAAACUCUAGGGCAUAAAAACAUUGCAGCAAGAAAAGACUGGAUUACAGCCGAAAUUGUGAACUUGAUAGAAGAAAGAAGAAAGUAUAAAAAUUUGAACAGUACCGAAGGACAGGAAAGAUAUAGAGCAUUGAGGAAUCUAGUUAUUAGGAAAUUGAAAGAAGCAAAAGAAAAAAAACCUGGAAGAAAAUUGUAG
Molecule: messenger RNA, 1323 nt
Organism: Metopolophium dirhodum (rose-grain aphid)
Lineage: Eukaryota; Metazoa; Arthropoda; Insecta; Hemiptera; Aphididae
Product: craniofacial development protein 2-like
Exons: 1
Coding region: 1-1323 (440 amino acids)
Biological process (GO): chromatin remodeling
Cellular component (GO): nucleus
Molecular function (GO): catalytic activity
Source: RefSeq, a predicted model, not a curated record